GGGGUUUAUACCGGCAGGGCCGCAGGGGCGGCUGUUGGGCGGUGGCAGCAGCAGUGGAGGCUGCAGCAGCAGGAGAAGCAUCAUGGAGAGAGGGCGGCAAGUGGCGAACUUCGGGGCCGGACCGGCCAAACUGCCGCGCUCCGUAUUACUAGAAGCACAGAAAGAAUUGGUGGACUACAAAGGACUUGGUAUAAGUGUUCUUGAAAUGAGCCAUCGGACCUCAGACUUCACAAAAAUUUUAAAUACAGCUGAAAAUCUCUUGCGUGAAUUGCUAAAUGUACCAGAAAACUACAAAGUCCUUUUCCUCCAAGGAGGUGGAUCUGCUCAGUUCAGUGCAGUCCCACUUAACCUUAUUGCUUUAAAGGAGGGAAGACAUGCAGAUUAUGUUAUUACUGGAGCUUGGUCAGCAAAAGCAGCUAAAGAAGCAGAGAAGUAUGCCAAAGUGAAUAUUGUUCAUCCAAAACUAGGAGCCUAUACAAACAUUCCUGACCCAAGCACUUGGAAUCUUAAUCCAGAUGCAUCUUAUGUUUAUUACUGUGCUAAUGAGACUGUUCAUGGUGUGGAAUUUGACUUUGUACCUGAUGUCAAAGGAGCAAUCUUGGUUUGUGAUAUGUCAUCAAACUUCCUGUCCAGACCUGUGGAUGUUUCCAAGUUUGGAGUGAUUUUCGCUGGUGCUCAGAAGAAUGUUGGCUGCGCUGGAGUUACUGUUGUAAUAGUACGUGAAGACUUGUUGGGAUUUGCCCUGAAAGAAUGCCCUGUAGUGCUGGAUUACAAAACGCAAGCAGUGAACGGCUCUUUGUAUAACACUCCACCGUGCUACAGUAUUUAUAUCAUGGGACUGGUACUGGAAUGGAUAAAGAAUAAUGGUGGAGCUGCAGCUAUGGAUAAACUUAGUUUAAUCAAAUCAAAAAUGAUUUAUGAUAUUAUAGACAAAUCUAAUGGAUUCUAUGUAUGUCCAGUGGAGAAAAAGAACCGAAGCAGAAUGAAUGUCCCUUUCCGUAUUGGCAGUACCAAUGGUGAUGAAGCACUGGAAAAGAAAUUUCUUGAGAAAGCUGUGGAGCUAAACAUGAUAUCUCUGAAAGGGCAUCGAUCUGUGGGAGGAAUCCGUGCCUCUUUAUACAAUGCGGUGACUGUAGAAGAUGUUCAGAAGCUUGCGGCAUUCAUGAGAAGCUUCCUGCAGAUGCAUCAGUCAUAAAUGCUGAUGGGUUAGAACCAUGCUGCACAUCUAUGGAAUAAAAGCUAAAGGGUUUGAGAGUUACUGUGGUACCACACAGCUGUAGCGCACAAGUUAUAUUUUCUUUUAGUUCUUGUAGCUGUUUUAGUUAACUGCAAGGGAUUGAGGCUCAAUCUUGCAAUAACUUGCUGGCCUUGACUUCACUGAGGGUGAGGAUCCCCAGACUGAUCAGCACUAGUUCCAAAAUUUGCAAAACAGUGUUCUAAUGUGUAGUUAAAACAUGAAUAGCAUUGUAAGAUGCUGUGGAUCUGAUUCUUGCUUCUAGUCACAAAUGACUUCUUCAGCAAUACCUUAUUUUCAGUAAAUGUCAGGCGACAAAAUCUGUCGUGGGCAUUCUGUAAUGCUUUACAAAUACCCUGUGACUGCACAGUGAAGCUAGAAUUAAUGUUAAGUGUUUUCUAAGGACAUCUAGUUGGUUUAUCAGAUAAAUUGCAGCAUCAGGAAUAUAGUCCAGAAGUUAGUGUCUGUGUUCCUAACUUGAGGACCUUGCCUUCAGACUUCUGCUCCCAUGCUUGAAACACUGUCUUAACAGUUCCAUGUAGUGAUACCCAUUGUAGUUAAAGUCUGUAAGACUGAGCCUUUUUUUGUGUUAUCAUUUAUAGGUUUAAAGCUAGGAUGCAUGAGUCUGUAAUUACAUAAGUUUAUAUGACAUUGUUUAUUUCUCUGUGCAUUUUGUAUGUUAAACUUCUCUAGGUUAAUUAAUUUUAUAUUCUUAUUUUGGAGUGUGCAUAUCUGCUCCUGCCAAAAACUUGGUUUUAAUUUGUUAACCUACUGCCAAACUGGAUGACUGUAUUCCACUUGGUGGAUCUGUGACUUUCUCUGCACUGACUUCCUAGCCCAAAGUACAGCUUUGUUUGGUGCUUAUAAAAUGUCUUCCCUCUGAUUGCUCCAGUGUUUUCUCUGCUUUUUCAUUGCUUCAGUUCUGUACCUUUUUGUAUGUGGGGAUUUGCCCAGCUGCAGUAAACACAAGCCUUGACAUCUCUGCCUUUUCCUGAUGCUUCAUCACACUUUUGGCCCAACGUUCUCACUCAGUCCUUGCAGACUUUGGUAGUCUGGUCUAGAGAAGGAACUAUGUGGUUUUAUGCAAAGAUCUGUUAUACUACCCUUAAGUUACUUUUAUUUCUCAGCUUGUGACUUUACUGCCAUUUACCAUAUAGAAACACUACCCUCCUACUUUAACUUAUGUAGAAGAUAUCUAUUAGUAUCAUACCGUUUAGCAUUACUGCAGCUGCUUACAGACUGUAAACUCUUUGGUACAGGACUGGGGCUUUCUUAUUUUUAUGUAACAUCAAUACAAUAGUGACAAUUUAAUAAUGAUAAUGAUGGACUAUCCCUUUCUUAGUGGAACCUCACACCAAGUCAGUGGAGUUGUGCUAAGGUUAAGUUACAUCCCUAUCUGUGAAGUCCUUAUAUUAAGUAGUGUUUUGAGAUUUUUGUCAACUUAGUUCAAUUCAAAGUAAUUAAACAAAUCUGGUGAAGAAAAUAAAACUUAAUCACAGCAUGCUGUGAAGUACCAGUGUGUCUGAAGCUUUUGUUUUUGUCACUUUCUGAAGGAUGAGAAGUCAUGCAUAAUGUAUUAGAAUUUUAGAUUCCAGUAUUAUUCUUUUCCCUAGAAAGCAAGCUUCCCUCAUUUAUGUUUUAAUUCUUUCUGGAAAUAAUCUUUUCCUUGUACCCUGCCAAUGAUGAAGAUAUAAUUCAGGUUCCAUAUUAAGCUUUUUAACUUUCUUAAAUUUCACUCCCUCCAAAUUUUGUAUACUUGCUUUCAACAAUAGCUUUGGCUUAUGUCUUUUCAAAAGCUAGUAGACCUUUCUUUUUUUUAUAAUAGGCUUGCAUUUCUUGUAGCAAGAACACUUUUACCUGUGAUUGCAAAAAAGCUUGCACUGCUGUAUGCAGCUGAUUCAUGACCCAGCUGGGAACCUCUUUGCUGCUUCUUAAUUGUGCCCAGCAUCCUGUCAAUUAAAGACUUCUUUUUCUACCUAGAAAGGCAAAGAUCCUGUAAAAGCAAAAUGCAGAAUGACUAAUGUAGUAAGACUAGGCUGAAUGUCAUGUGACGACGAUGCAAGAAUGCUGGGAAGAGUGGAGCAUGUGCUGAAUGAGCUAGUUACCCAAGAUUUGUUUGACUCAUCUGUGCAAUAGUUUUGCCCUUCCAAGCUGUAUCCCUGAAAGAUGUAAUCAGGGUAUUGAGCCAUGGUGGACAGAGAAAUGCCACUUCCACUCAUCAGAUUAGUAGGAGGAAUUUCAGCAAGGGGUUGCUGAGAGUCAUGGUCUAUUUCCCUUAUGUCAGCACUUCCAAGCUGGGUCAGUAAUUGCAGUGUUUGAAAGUAGGGCUUUUCUUGGUGUCGUGUGAAUUCUCCUGAGGCACUUAAAGAUGCUAUAAAAUGGAAGUACUGGUCUCAUCUGAGUUUGUGCAUGUAGGAGAGAAUUAUAAGAUAAAGUCUUUCCAAAGAACGCUGCUUUCAAUUCUUCUAGUGAGUUGUCUCUACUGCAUCUCCUAGGAUUUGUCUUUGAUUUAGUAAAAGCAGUUGCUAGAGUACUCUUUAGUUUGUAGUUUAGAAGUCCCUAGCCACCAUCUAAACCAGGCCUGGCCUAAAAAGAGAAAUCUGCCGAGGAGGUUUUGUGCUCCCUCUGUUCCUGUUCGCCAAAGUAAGGAAUGCUUUAUGCCAGAUGAGGAAAUUGUAGAUCAGGAAGGUACCCUAUUCCAGGGAACUACUGUCAAUUGUCAGUGAUAGGGUCUUUCCAUGGCAAUACCACCUCUAAGUCUGGCAUGAAAGAAUUAAAUAAGUCAGAUUUAGCACAUCCUUAUUUAAUUAGUAAUUCUAAUGGAGAUAAAUAAUUUGUGUUGACAGCCUUGCCCCUAUGUCAGCUGACACUCGGUAUUUUCAUAUUUUUUCCCUGUUUCUGUUUACAUUAAUCAUGUUUUUCUUUUCAACUGGCAACUGGUUUAAUAUUUUUAGAUAAGCCCAGGGAUAUUUUGAAGUAAAAAGUGUAAGUCUAUUUUUGACAUUCAAGUAACUGGAAUGAAACAGGAAUAAAAGACAUCGUACAUACACUGAUGGAUUAGAAGUUGUCAAAGUAUGCUGCAAGUCUUACUAGGUCUGGCACUACAUUGGUGUAUGAUUCAUGUUUGCUGUAUUUCAUUCUCUGUGUACAAAAUAAAAUGAGGGUGAAACUUUUUGUAUUUGAUAAGGAUGUACCUAAUUAAAAAGUGAAAUGUUA
This is a messenger RNA of Melopsittacus undulatus (budgerigar), 4450 nucleotides long. It is a transcript of the gene PSAT1, whose product is annotated as phosphoserine aminotransferase 1. The transcript has 9 exons. Lineage: Eukaryota; Metazoa; Chordata; Aves; Psittaciformes; Psittaculidae. Gene Ontology annotation, cellular component: cytoplasm. Gene Ontology annotation, biological process: L-serine biosynthetic process. Gene Ontology annotation, molecular function: pyridoxal phosphate binding; O-phospho-L-serine:2-oxoglutarate transaminase activity. The record is from RefSeq and is a predicted model, not a curated record. The coding region runs from base 83 to 1195 and encodes 370 amino acids.